Messenger RNA from Pseudocercospora fijiensis CIRAD86, 1398 nucleotides. RefSeq lists its product as uncharacterized. NCBI's taxonomy places the organism in Eukaryota, Fungi, Ascomycota, Dothideomycetes, Mycosphaerellales, Mycosphaerellaceae. Gene Ontology annotation, cellular component: transcription export complex 2. The coding region runs from base 1 to 1398 and encodes 465 amino acids. Gene Ontology annotation, biological process: poly(A)+ mRNA export from nucleus; post-transcriptional tethering of RNA polymerase II gene DNA at nuclear periphery; transcription elongation by RNA polymerase II. Gene Ontology annotation, molecular function: double-stranded DNA binding; RNA binding. The transcript is spliced from 3 exons. The record is from RefSeq and is a predicted model, not a curated record.
AUGUUCGAGGACUUUGCACUGGCAUACGAAGAUCCCUCAGGCCCUAAUGGGUACCUUCUCGCAACAACCAUCUCACCAGAACCGCCGAAGCACGACCCUGGCCGGCUUUACAACUUCAGAAACAGCGUGAACCAGUUCAGUGUGCGAACUGACCUGCAAUACAAACUGCAGUACAAUCCCGCUCUGAGUCUCGACAAGAAAGAGGCAAACACGUGGUUGGACCUAUUCACCAUCUACCACAAAUUCGUGGGCACACUGCUCGCAGCUGAGGAAGCUCAAAACGUGGGCAAGACCAACGAGGCAGACUGGGCCAAGGUCUAUGAAGAAUGGAAGGAGUUCGUAAAUGCCCUCAUUCGAGCAUAUCAAACCGGAGUUCUCGCUGCUUGGACUAUACCCUGUCUCUAUGUGGCCGUGAAAUAUCUGCGAGUGUUUGCGAUCAAGGCAGAUGACAAGACUACCAGCCAACGUGAUAAUGGUCUGGCUUUUGGCGGCCUCCAAGAAGAAGAUGCCUUCGACCCAAGCGCCAGGAAUGAGAAGCUCGAGGACGCUGCGCGCCAGACCAAUCGCAUUUUCAGUCUUUGCCAUGGCGACCGCAACCCGCUCGAAGACUCGAGGAAGUGGGCGCUCUACUACAUCGCUACUGCCAUGUUCAAGACUCAUUUCAAAUUGAACCAACUCUCUUUGUCGAAGAACAUCUUGCGUUCACUGAAGGCGACAACAGGCGAUAUGCCACCGCUUUCAGCCUUCCCCAAAAGCCACCAAGUACCAUUCAUGUACUAUUGUGGAGUCAUUUCCUUUGUCGACGAAGAUUACAGCGCUGCGGAGGAACAUCUGACUGCUGCUUACAACUUGUGCCAUGUCGGGUCGCAGAAAAAUCUCCAGCUGAUACUGACAUACCUCAUCCCGACGAAACUUUUGACAUCGCACAUGCUGCCAUCCUCUACCUUGCUCUCGCAGAAUCCUAAUCUGGCACGACUGUUCCAACCUUUUGCGGAUGCGAUUCGCAAAGCAGACCUGGCAGCUUUCGAGCGCGCACUUGAAAGUGGCGAAGAAGACUUCGUCAAGCGCCGAAUAUACCUUACACUUGAGCGUGGUCGCGAUGCCAUCAUCCGAAAUCUCUUCCGGAGAGUCUUCCUUGCUGGAGGGUACGACCCUCCGAAAGAAGGCGACACUUCGGCUCCUGUGCGGCGAACAAGAAUUCCGAUCGAUGAGUUCGCGGCAGCUUUGCAGCUGGCGGGCGCAGAUGUCGGUGAUGGAGAAGGCGGUAUUGAUAACGAUGAGGUUGAAUGCCUGCUAGCGAAUGCUAUCUAUAAGAACUUGAUGAAAGGAUACAUCGCUAGAGAUCGCCGCAUGAUGGUGCUCAAAAAAGGCGAGGCUUUCCCUGGAACAGGCGUUUGA